UUCAUUUGAAGAACAGCACCCAAGAGAUGAACGAGCUGAAUAUAUUAUUUCUCCACAAUAUUUUCCACCACACAUACAACAACUAACAAACGAACGAGAUUCUACUGCGCAUUAUUCUUUACCAAUCUCUAUGCCUUUAUCAUGCAAUAAUACUAAGAAUGUUCAAUAUAUUAAUUACGAUUUUAAUGAACAAAUUCCUUCUGUUGUUCAUGAUUCACCGACACUAAUUCCACAUUAUAUAGACGAUAACAAUAAUUAUGAUUGUAUUAUUCCCACAACACAAUAUACUACAUCAUGUUCUAUCCCUAUGCAACAACAUAUCAAUGAUGAUUCAAUCUCACAAUAUUCUUCACAACCCUCCACUCUUACACAACCAUUUAACUAUAACGAUGCUGAAACGCAACAAUUUUACGAUAAGAAUCCGCAACAACCUUUUUUGAAUCUUCCUUUACCGUGUGAAGAUUCUAAUAUUAUCUUUAGAUUCGAAAUUCCUGGACUUGAAAUCAUUAUUAAUCCUUCAACUUUCACAAAUGAUUAUAUUAUUGAUGAUCCAAACUCACAAUAUUCUUCACAACCACAACACUAUAUCCAUAGUAAUGAUGAAACGCAUCAAAUUUACGAUAAAAAUCAGCACCAACCUAUUUUGAAUCCUUCUUUUCCGCAUGAUAAUUUACAUGUUAAUUCUCAUACAUAUAGGUUUGAUAUCCCUGGAUUUAAUAUCACUAUUAAUCCUUCAACUUAAAUUCUGUUUUUCAACAGUUAUAUACGGUAGUUUAAUUAAUAUAAAGAAAAAAUCAUAAUUCUUUUUCGAUAUCCUUGUCUA
Messenger RNA from Rhizophagus irregularis DAOM 181602=DAOM 197198, 823 nucleotides. RefSeq lists its product as uncharacterized. The record is from RefSeq and is a predicted model, not a curated record. NCBI's taxonomy places the organism in Eukaryota, Fungi, Glomeromycota, Glomeromycetes, Glomerales, Glomeraceae.